This is a messenger RNA of Egretta garzetta (little egret), 4201 nucleotides long. RefSeq names its product SMU1 DNA replication regulator and spliceosomal factor (gene SMU1). Lineage: Eukaryota; Metazoa; Chordata; Aves; Pelecaniformes; Ardeidae. Gene Ontology annotation, cellular component: precatalytic spliceosome. The record is from RefSeq and is a predicted model, not a curated record. Gene Ontology annotation, molecular function: protein binding. Gene Ontology annotation, biological process: mRNA splicing, via spliceosome. The coding region runs from base 18 to 1517 and encodes 499 amino acids. The transcript has 11 exons.
GUGUGAUCCGGCUGAUCAUGCAGUACCUGAAGGAGAACAGCCUCCACCGAGCCCUCGCCACUCUUCAGGAGGAAACUACUGUGUCCCUCAACACCGUGGACAGCAUUGAGAGCUUUGUGGCUGACAUCAACAGCGGGCAUUGGGACACGGUGCUGCAAGCCAUACAGUCGCUGAAGCUGCCCGACAAGACCCUCAUUGAUCUCUAUGAGCAGGUUGUGUUGGAGUUGAUUGAGCUCCGGGAACUAGGUGCUGCCAGGUCUCUCCUGAGACAAACAGAUCCCAUGAUCAUGCUAAAACAAACUCAGCCAGAGCGGUACAUCCACCUUGAAAACCUUCUGGCCAGAUCUUACUUUGAUCCUCGUGAGGCAUACCCAGAUGGAAGUAGCAAAGAGAAGCGGAGAGCUGCUAUUGCGCAAGCUUUAGCUGGAGAAGUCAGCGUGGUACCUCCGUCUCGUCUUAUGGCGCUGCUGGGGCAGGCACUGAAAUGGCAGCAGCAUCAGGGCCUGCUUCCUCCUGGUAUGACAAUUGACUUGUUCAGAGGCAAAGCAGCUGUGAAAGACGUAGAAGAGGAGAAGUUCCCCACACAGCUGAGUAGACAUAUUAAGUUUGGGCAGAAGUCGCAUGUGGAGUGUGCUCGGUUUUCCCCAGAUGGACAGUAUCUGGUUACUGGCUCUGUCGAUGGUUUCAUUGAAGUAUGGAACUUCACUACUGGGAAGAUUAGGAAGGAUCUGAAGUACCAGGCGCAAGAUAACUUUAUGAUGAUGGAUGAUGCAGUGUUGUGCAUGUGCUUCAGCAGAGACACAGAAAUGCUAGCAACUGGAGCACAAGAUGGAAAGAUCAAGGUUUGGAAAAUCCAGAGCGGUCAGUGUCUGAGAAGAUUUGAACGAGCUCACAGUAAAGGUGUUACAUGCCUCAGUUUCUCUAAAGACAGCAGCCAAAUUCUUAGUGCGUCUUUUGAUCAGACAAUCAGGAUUCAUGGUUUAAAAUCUGGGAAAACUUUAAAGGAGUUCCGUGGUCAUUCAUCCUUCGUCAAUGAAGCUACUUUUACCCAGGAUGGCCACUAUAUCAUCAGUGCAUCCUCUGAUGGCACAGUGAAGGUUUGGAACGUGAAGACGACAGAGUGCUCAAACACCUUCAAAUCUCUUGGCAGCACUGCUGGGACAGAUAUUACUGUGAACAGUGUCAUUCUGUUGCCUAAAAACCCAGAACACUUUGUUGUUUGCAACAGAUCCAACACAGUUGUCAUCAUGAAUAUGCAAGGACAAAUUGUAAGAAGUUUUAGCUCUGGUAAGAGAGAAGGUGGUGACUUUGUCUGCUGCGCACUUUCACCUCGUGGUGAAUGGAUCUACUGUGUUGGUGAAGAUUUUGUGCUCUAUUGCUUUAGCACAGUGACUGGCAAGCUGGAGAGAACUCUGACUGUUCAUGAAAAAGAUGUCAUUGGCAUUGCUCAUCACCCCCACCAGAACCUGAUUGCCACGUACAGUGAAGAUGGCCUCCUCAAGCUCUGGAAGCCAUAGCUUGAUUUUACAAUGAGCUAUGAAGUAUGCCUGUUAGUUGCAGGUUAUUGAUGUUUGUGCUUUAACAAGGUCUAAAUGCACAGAAUGUGGAUAUUUGCUCAAUUUUCAGUUGAGGUUUCCAGAGAAUUACAUUUUUACUUCUUGGUCUAAAGUUAGGUAGAUUGAUGCUUAAAUAUAGCAUCAAUUAAUUUCAGAUACUUUUAUUUUUACCAGAGUAGCCGAAGCAACUUCAGUGAGAAUGUUUUUUCUGUCUCCUGAAGUCUGUACUCUUCCUACAGUGUUUAUAAAAGUUGAACAAGCUAGGAUCUACACACAGUUACAAGUGGUUGCUGACUUCCUACAAUACAGUAAAAUGCUUUUUUUUUUUAUUUGAAUGAAUUAUGUGAAAUGGGAAAGCUGUCUUUUCUCCAGUGCUGAAACAAAGGCACAGUUUUCCUGGAAUGCUGAUGAGGCUGCUCUGUCGUCAGCUUGAAGGCAGAGGCUUUUCUAGUCCAGUGGGUUUUGCUGUGUUCAAUUUUCACUAUAGUUUUUCCAAUUGUACGUAUUAAGUAGUGUCACACAGCUUCCUCAGAACGGAAUUAUUCUUUCCCAUCUCCCAGCACUUCCUGCUAUAAACCAGCCUAACUUUGCAGUGAGAUAUAGUUGCAUUUUUUGGUUUUUUCAUUUGUUUGGUUGGUUUUUUUGGGGAUUUUUUGUUUUGUUUGUUGGUUUGUUAUUGUUUGGUUUGGUUUGUUUUACUUCCAGGCUAAAAGGAAUUACUACCUGGGCCCUCUUCCUACAAGUGCAUAAUGUCUUCAGACCAGCUUUAACUGAAGCAGUUCCUUCUGGGGUGCCAUGUCACCACAGGACUUGCUUUUCAAGGCCUAGGAUAGUGUUCUGGGUGGAUAUGUUUCCCGCCAUCUAGUGGUUGCUUCCACCAUGGUGAGCAUAUAGUGCUUGCCUUGGUGGGUUAGUGAGUGUGAUAUAAUCAAUCUCCCAGGCCUCCCCAUAUAAAUAUUUCAGCCACUGUCUACCAGAGGGGCUUUAAAAGCUUGGCUUACUUGAUCACAGUGCAUGUUUCAUGUUCAUGGAUAACACGUGCAAUAGUGUCCAUGGUCAAGUCCACCCCUUGAUCACGAGCCUGUCUGUAUGUUACAUCUCUUCCUUGGUGGCCUGAGGUGUCGCAGGCCUACCAAGCUAGAAAUAAUUCACCCUUAUGUUAUGUGACCAGCUUUAACUGAAGCAGCCUCAGGGGAUCAAUGUUUUAAAACAUGCAAAAGCCAGUUUACAGAGGCCAAGUUCCUAGUGCUGUGGUGCUGCACAUGCUGCAGUUGUUUUGGUUUUUUUCCAGUUUACUCAGUUUAGCUUCCUGUUUUCCCAAAAGAGCAUGGCGUACUUAAGCUUUAAAUAAUUACUUGUAAGAUUUCUUUUUAAUUUCAUAUACCUUGGACCUAGUUAAGGUGAUACUUAGGUCCCACACUAUGAUAAAAAGAAGCCUCCAGGCUCUUCAGUUUUGAGCAGAUGAUUCCAUUUGAGAUCCUGACUAAUGCACACAGCUGUGAAUGUACACCAGAAUCUUCUAAAGUCUGACCACAAUUUUUGUAGGAUGCAGCAAAAAAUGAGGUUUUGUCUGUAAUGAUGAGACAAAUGCGUGUAGAUCUGAAUGUGCCACACAGUUUCCUGUCCUCAUCUCUGGUAGAAUGCUUUCCUACCACAGUAACCUAGCUUCUCUUUGACUUUAUAAAUUAGUUCCAAUUCAAGUACCCUCACAGUUUUCUUCAGCUGGAGGGCUUCAUCCUAACGCAAGUAUUGGUUGCCAGCUGGUGACUGACCUUCAGCACUGACUGGUGCACUUAAUGGGUCUACAUGCAUAUUGGUCUAAGGAAUUGCAGAAAAAUUUCAGUUUAGCAUCUCACAUAGCAUUGCUUGUUCACUACAACUGUAGUGUUUAGUUCUGUGUUUAGCUGUAAUGUUUUAAUUCCCAAGUUGUUUUUUACUUCCUUAGAUAUGGCAAUAAAGUUAUUUUUUCAGACAGCAAAAAGUGAUUAUUUUUCCUGCCUGAAGAGACACCUGUGUGUCAGAAACAUCUGACAGUCCUACAUCUGGCAAGCUCCAUUGGCAGUUUGUACUUUUGAUCAAGGAGAAGAUCUCUACGUUAUCUAACUCGUGGUUCAUUUUGCCUUCAGAUUACACGGAACUGUUAAUCCUCAAUGUAGACAAUAUUUUACAUUGUUCUUUAAAAGAAAUGUAGUUGUAGCAAAUAAAGCUGUCAGAAUCCCGAAUGUUUAAAGAUUUAAAUACAUUCUCUAGCUUAAAAAUGGGAGAAAAUCUGGCAUUUACGCUUUUUAUAUAAGAGUUUCAGAUUUUGUUGCAUCAAGUAGUCAUGACAAAAAAGCUAAAUGUAAUGCUUAUGAAAGGGCAAUGCUAAUACUUACCUCCUGGGGUGCAGCUGUAAUUUGUAAAAUAGGUGGCAGUUGGUACAAAAGUACAAUUAUAAUCUUGGAAAUGUUGAUUUUUUUUUUAAUUGUAAAAUGUUUUGUUUUGUUUUUUUUUAAGGUAAAUGUUAAUUUUUUUAAUGUAAUCUAGGAAGACAUUUUCUCUCUGGAGAAUCAGCCAGGUGUUAUGCCACUUAGCUGUUUGUAAGACUUGAACAAGGCAACAUCUAGUGCUUUAACUAAUAUUAAAGAAGGCAUUGUUCACCCAUG